AUGACGGAUUACUGGAAUCUUGAUGCGGCCCUGGCUGAGGAGACUAUCGUUCCCGCUCGGUAUAGUUUUGGUGCUGCGGGCGUGGCCCAGGUACUUGAGCCUGGUUCGUCCAGUAAUGAUGUACAGGCUGGCGACAAGGUCGACACACCGUUGUGGCUGGCAGCCGCGCUGACGCGCAGGGGCAUGGCUACGAUAAGCCUACCUGAAGUCUACCAAGAACGCUAUCGCCGUCGACUCAACGCCGGCGCAGAGUGCUUUAAUUUAAAGGGGCGGUGCCCCUACUUCUACGACGUGGGCAACAAAUGCAACGACUUUCUGCAGGACGUGUCGCUUUCGGCGUUCUUGUCACGGACGUACGCAACGCGCUAUCGGGAGCUUGUGUCAAAGGGCCUUAGUACCAUAUCGGGGGAGGACAUGCUAGAGCUGCAGAGUAAGCUGUCGUUAGAGGAGCUCGCCGUGUUUGAGGCAGGCAGGGACGCUGUGGCGCGAGCGGAGACAUGGGCACGCGGUGCACGGCCACGGUUGGCAGUCAUGACGUCGCGGAAACGGAGUGCGCGGGGUUUGCUCCCAGAACAGCCGGAACCGCGGCAGCGCGUGGAAGGGUUUUAG
Messenger RNA from Volvox carteri f. nagariensis, 609 nucleotides. RefSeq lists its product as uncharacterized. Gene Ontology annotation, biological process: mitotic DNA replication initiation. NCBI's taxonomy places the organism in Eukaryota, Viridiplantae, Chlorophyta, Chlorophyceae, Chlamydomonadales, Volvocaceae. The transcript has a single exon. The record is from RefSeq and is a predicted model, not a curated record. Bases 1 to 609 code for a protein of 202 amino acids. Gene Ontology annotation, cellular component: GINS complex.